Molecule: messenger RNA, 3108 nt
Organism: Puma concolor (puma)
Lineage: Eukaryota; Metazoa; Chordata; Mammalia; Carnivora; Felidae
Source: RefSeq, a predicted model, not a curated record
AUGUCCAAGGGGGUACAGCAGCCUGGAAAGGCCUGGAGUCUUGGGCCCCAGUUCUGGCGCUGUGUAUACCCCACCAUGGCCCAGGCCCAGCUCCUGGUCCCCCGUCUCUCCCAGCGCUCUGGGCACCCCUGCUGCUGUUACCGCUUAGGAAGAGAAGACUUCCUCCUCUUUAGGCCAGCCUCUGUUCUCCUAGGGGCUUGCCCCUCGGGAGCCCUGCUGGACUGCCCUGUGCGGAUUCCCCGCUCGGAAAGUCCCGCGAAGCCCCCGCCCCCGGCCCGCGGGCGGCGCGAACAAGCGGCCCUUUCUGCGCGCGGCGGCCCCGGCAGCUGGCCAGUAGCCCGCGGGGGCGCGGACAAUCCCGGGGCUUCAGGCGGGGGCGCCGAUGCUGCCAAGGCUGACCAGGGGCGGGAAAAGGCGGCGGCAAGCGGCGGGCGGCGAGGCACCAUGAGCCGGAAGCUUCACUCUCGGGGCCCAUGCCGAGAUCAUGAGCUGAUCCCUAAGGAGACCCCAGCCCUGCCUCCCCAGCUGGCAGAGGUGGACAAGUCCUUCUCCCCUCGCCGGAGCGUGUGGCAUGGGGGGGGUGUAACGGGACGUGUUACCUUCUCUUUGCAGGGAAGCAGGAUGGAUGAACAACGAUGCUCCUUCCCACCACCCCUCAAAACAGAGGAGGACUACAUUCCCUAUCCGAGCGUCCAUGAGGUCCUGGGGCGAGAAGGACCUUUCCCCCUCAUCCUGCUGCCCCAGUUCGGGGGCUACUGGAUUGAAGGCACCAACCACGAAAUCACCAGCAUCCCAGAGACAGAGCCGCUGCAGUCACCCACGACCAAGGUGAAGCUCGAGUGCAACCCCACAGCCCGCAUCUACCGGAAGCACUUUCUUGGCAAGGAGCAUUUCAAUUACUACUCACUGGACACUGCCCUGGGCCACCUUGUUUUCUCACUCAAGUACGAGGUCAUCGGGGACCAGGAGCACCUGCGGUUGCUGCUCAGGACCAAGUGCCGGACACACCAUGAUGUCAUCCCCAUCUCCUGCCUCACUGAGUUCCCCAAUGUGGUCCAGAUGGCAAAGCUGGUGUGUGAAGAUGUGAAUGUGGAUCGAUUCUACCCUGUGCUCUACCCCAAGGCUUCCCGCCUCAUCGUCACCUUUGAUGAGCAUGUUAUCAGCAAUAACUUCAAGUUUGGAGUCAUUUAUCAGAAGCUGGGGCAGACCUCCGAGGAAGAGCUCUUCAGCACCAAUGAGGAGAGCCCUGCCUUCGUGGAGUUUCUUGAAUUUCUCGGCCAGAAGGUCAAACUGCAGGACUUUAAAGGGUUCCGAGGAGGCCUGGACGUGACCCACGGGCAGACGGGGACCGAGUCUGUGUACUGCAACUUCCGCAACAAGGAGAUCAUGUUUCACGUGUCCACCAAGCUGCCCUACACAGAAGGGGACGCCCAGCAGUUGCAGCGGAAGCGGCACAUCGGGAACGACAUUGUCGCUGUAGUCUUCCAGGAUGAGAACACACCCUUUGUGCCUGACAUGAUCGCAUCCAACUUCCUGCAUGCCUAUGUGGUGGUGCAGGCCGAGGGCGGGGGGCCCGAUGGCCCGCUCUACAAGGUCUCUGUCACCGCUAGAGACGACGUGCCCUUCUUUGGGCCCCCCCUCCCGGACCCUGCUGUGUUCAGGAAGGGGCCUGAGUUCCAGGAGUUUUUGCUGACAAAGCUGAUCAAUGCUGAAUAUGCCUGCUACAAGGCAGAGAAGUUUGCCAAACUGGAGGAGCGGACACGGGCUGCCCUCCUGGAGACGCUCUAUGAGGAACUGCACAUCCACAGCCAGUCCAUGAUGGGCCUGGGCGGUGACGAGGACAAGAUGGAGAAUGGCGGCGGGGGCGGCGGAUUCUUCGAGUCUUUUAAGCGGGUCAUCCGGAGCCGCAGCCAGUCCAUGGAUGCCAUGGGACUAAGCAACAAGAAACCCAACACCGUGUCCACCAGCCACAGCGGGAGCUUUGCCCCCAACAACCCUGACCUGGCCAAGGCAGCUGGAAUAUCAUUGCUUAUUCCUGGGAAAAGCGCGAGUAGAUUCGGACGCCGGGGCAGUGCCAUAGGCAUAGGAACGGUGGAAGAGGUUGUCGUCCGCGGGGCCGCCGGCUCUGGAGGCUGCCUGCACGUGCUGUUCUCUGCUCGCUCUCAGGACGGAGGCCAUAUUGGGGACGUUGCCCCCCCCCUUCCCCUGGGCCGGGCCCGGGGGUGUGCAGGAUGGGGUGCCGGCAGCUCUGAUGGCACUCAGCACCUGCUUUGGGGCCUGUCACUGAUCGUCCCUGGGAAGAGCCCCACGAGGAAGAAGUCGGGCCCGUUUGGCUCUCGCCGCAGCAGCGCCAUCGGGAUCGAGAAUAUACAGGAAGUGCAGGAGAAAAGGGAGAGUCCCCCCGCCGGCCAGAAGACCCCAGACAGCGGGCACGUCUCACAAGAGCCCAAGUCGGAGAACUCAUCCACUCAGAGCUCCCCAGAGAUGCCCACGACCAAGAACAGAGCGGAGACGGCAGCCCAGAGAGCCGAAGUGCUGAAGGACUUCUCCCGCUCCUCGUCCAGUGCCAGCAGCUUCGCCAGCGUGGUGGAGGAGACCGAGGGUGUGGACGCGGAUGACACAGGCCUGGAGAGCGUCUCGUCCUCAGGGACGCCCCACAAGCGGGACUCCUUCAUCUAUAGCACGUGGCUGGAGGAUAGUGUCAGCACCACGAGUGGGGGCAGCUCCCCAGGACCCUCCCGGUCACCCCAUCCCGACGCCAGCAAGUCGGGGGACCCUGCGUGUCCCGAGAUCAAGAUCCAGCUGGAGGCAUCUGAGCAGCACACGCCCCAGCUGGUGAGGCCGCAGAAGCACAAGGUGAAGACGCAGUGUCAACUCCAGGUGGAUAGGACCUCUGCCCCCACAGCCAGCACCAGCCUGUGGGCUGUCCCCUGCCCCCGCCUUGGCCACCUGUCUGGACUGUCUCUGCGGGGCGGAGCCAUCCGGACCCAGGAGGGGGAAGCUGCUGGCAUCAUCCCCACCCCCCAGGCUGGGACAGGCAGUGUGAAGUCCAAGAAUUUCCUCAAUGUGGCCACCAGGGGGCGCCAAGGGAUCGCUUACCAGGACUGA